CCAACUCACCUUUCUUCAUCAAUAGUUCCGUCCUGCGGCCGCAACGGAAAUCUGCUGCCCAUCAUCAAUGAGAAUUGGAUUAUCGGUCGCCGAACGACGGAAUGAUAUGCAUCAUCAUCGGAUGCAUCAGUAAUAGCUAGAAGAGGAUUCGUGAAUGCGAAUCGAGCAACCGUGUAACGCAGAAGCAAUAGCAGUUAGAUUUUAUUCUACUUUAGAGAGAGUGUAAUGGAAAUGGAAGCUGCAGCGGAAGAAUAUUUGGAGCUGCGACGAAGUCGAAGAACUAGCGCAGUAACAACAACCAUGGCUGUCAGUAGUUGUAACGAGGUGGAGAGGAGGAGAAGGAGCGAUGGCAGCAGUAGGAGUAGUUUUAGUAGUAGAAAUAAUACUAGUAACAGUGAAGAACCUAGCAGUAAUAAGAGUAGUAAUAAUAAUCGAGGAAGACGGAAAAGGUUUCGAGUGGCCAGCUGCUUCCACUGGAGCGUUUGGAGCAGUGUGGCGUUGUUGAUGUUGAUGACGCUCCAACAGACGAGAGUUGGGGAGGCCCUGGGUCCCAAGUAUGAAACGGCUUAUGCCUGUGAAGGGAAGACUCUAAUGAUCGAGUGCGAAAAUGGGGAUCUGAUCAAUCUGAUACGGGCCAACUAUGGAAGGUUCUCGAUAACGAUCUGUAACGAUCACGGGAAUGUGGACUGGAGCGUCAACUGUAUGUCUCCGAAGAGUUUGAGGGUGCUGCACUCGAAGUGCGCCCAGAAGCAGAACUGCUCGGUGCUGGCAUCGACCAGUAUGUUCGGGGAUCCGUGUCCGGGGACGCACAAAUAUCUGGAGGCGCACUAUCAGUGCGUUUCGGCGUUGCAGACGUCGACGACGACGAAUCGGCCGAGUCCGCCCUGGCUGAAGACGUCCCAGCCGAUCGUUUGGAGCACGUCGACGGUGCGCAAUCCGGUGCUCAGUAAGCUGAACUUUUCGGAUCCACUGGCCGGGUUCGGGGUGACGACCGCCUUGGGGAGUAGCAGUUUAGGAACGACUCCGGUUGGAGGAGGUGGAGGCGGGACGACAAAGGCGGUGAAAGUGAAACCGACCACCCCCUACAAGCAACAAACACUGAUGGUGAAUCAGCAGUUUCGUAACAAAGGAUUCGAUAACAAAAGUGUGAAUGAUGAUUUGGCCAUCAUCAAAACGAUCAGCGAGGCAGGGAAGGGGAAGGUGCCGGAGGACGACGAAGAUUUCGGCGAUGAUGAAGACUAUUUCCCUACGCAAACGGCAGUCUUAUCGAAUGCGAAUCGGGAACGGGAUGAGGAAAGCAAUGUUUUCGACCUGGGAGGCGGCAGCAAAAGUAAUGAUGAUAAUCAAAGCGGAAGCAGCAGUAGCAACAAUAACGAUAAUAGGAAUAGUAAUAGCAAUAUCAUAAGUGAUGGCAACAAUGCUAAUAACAAUAAUAAUAAUAACAACAAUGCUGUGAACAAUGUUUUGGAUGUGAGUCACGCGUGUGGCCCGACGACGGCUCGGGGCCUGUUUUGGAAUGUGACCCGGGUCGGGGAGGCGAAUGUGCAGCCCUGCCCGGGUGGGGCCACCGGCAUUGCCAAGUGGCGCUGUGUGGCCAUCGGGACGCUGACCGCGGACCAGCGCCUCCAUUUGCAGUACGAACGGGAGCAGCAACAAUCAUUACUAGAUGAUAGCAACAAAAGUGAUAUUAGUUAUAGUAGCAAUCUUAGCGGUAGUAGUAGCGGUGCCACCUGGUACUCAUAUCAGCCGGAUCUGACCCAGUGUCGGUCCCUGUGGCUCAACAAUUUGGAGAUCCGAGUGAACCAGCAGGACUCGUCGUUGAUUUCGAUUGCCAAUGACCUGUCCCAGGUCACCAGCAGUAAGACUUUGUACGGAGGAGACAUGCUAGUCGCGACGAAGAUCAUCCAAACCAUGUCUCAGAAGAUGCAUUUUGAUAUAGAAACCAUCCCGGAUCAGCGGCAGCGAGAAGCUUUGGUUUAUGAGCUGCUAAACAGUGUGGUCAAAACCGGUAGUAAUUUGUUAGAUUCUUCUCAACACGCCAGCUGGCUCGAUCUAAGUGUGGAAGAUCAAAUGAGGGUGGCCACCUCGCUGUUAACUGGUCUGGAAGACAACGCCUUCCUUUUGGCGGACACUAUUCUCCGGGAGCGACACGUCGUUCAGAAGGUCAAAAACAUCCUUCUUUCGAUUCGAGUCUUGGAGACGAGAAACUUCGUUAAAAAUGAAGUUUUCCCGGAUUCAAGCCAGGAACGCUGGCAGGUCAGCAGCGACCAAAUUGAACUUCCGAAGGCAGCUCUGAUCGAAAAUAGUGAAGGCGGUCUGGUGCGGAUAGUUUUCGUCGCUUUUGAUAGAUUAGAACAAAUCUUAAGGCCACAAUUUGGCAACAUCCAGCAGCAGCGAUCCAAUAGCGAUCAAAACAAAGUUGAGAAUGACAAACCGGAAGCCGUUUCGCCUCAGCCGCGACAACGUUUGCUCAAUAGCAAAGUCAUUUCAGCUAGCUUGGGUAAAGGGCGUCACAUCCAGUUGUCUCAACCGAUCCGAAUGAUCUUGAAACACCUUAGAACCAAGAACGUCUCAAAUCCGACCUGUGUUUUCUGGAACUACAUCGAUCACGCCUGGUCCGAGGACGGAUGCUACGUCGAAUACACCAACGCGACCCACACCAUCUGCAUGUGUAAUCACUUGACCAACUUCGCGCUGCUAAUAGACGCCAUCGACGAGACCCAGCUCUCCCUGCUCUCGAUAAUCGACGACGACAUAAAAAUCCUAAUCUACAUCAGCGUCGCGAUCUGCAUCGUUAUAGCCGUGAUUGCACUCUUCGCUCUCAAACUCUUCAACGGAGUGUUCUCGAAGGUCCGCUCCGGAAGCACCCGGCGACAUCACGCCAACAACAGCAACUCCGCGGCAGCCGACAUGCAUCUCCCGAACCACCUGCAGCAGCAGCACCACGAUCUGGACGUCGGCUAUCAGCCGGCACCGCAUCAUCCGCACCAUCACCAUCAGGCACCGACGCACUACAACAGUGCGACCGGACUGAUGACAUCCGGAGCCGGAGACGGGCACCUGAUGCGAACCAUAGGACACAACCACCACAACAACAACCUUGUCACCACAACCUUCAACAAUCUGGGCCCAGUUCAACCGGGAUCCGGAGGUGGAGGUGGUUACGAAACGGCCACCCAUCACCGCCUCGCCGGAGGAACCUACCAGGACCCGCCACGACUCAACAACAAUCAAAUCGGCAACAGCAGCACCAGCAGCCGCAGCAAGCUGCUGCUACUGCCACCUGCCUACAACAACAGCAACAGCAAACCGCAGCACCAUCAGCACCUAUAAUUGGGGCCGGUGCUGCUACGCCAUCAUCCAUCGGAUAUCAGCAGCAGCCGGAUUGCCACCAGCGUCACCGGCCCGGAUCUGGCAGUCUAGAUGGCAGCAGCGGCGGCAGCACCAACAGCCAGAGGAGCAGUAGCAGCAGCACCGUGA
Uranotaenia lowii is the source of this 3480-nucleotide messenger RNA. It is a transcript of the gene Cirl, whose product is annotated as latrophilin Cirl. The record is from RefSeq and is a predicted model, not a curated record. Gene Ontology annotation, molecular function: carbohydrate binding; G protein-coupled receptor activity. The transcript is spliced from 2 exons. Bases 226 to 3333 code for a protein of 1035 amino acids. Gene Ontology annotation, cellular component: membrane. NCBI's taxonomy places the organism in Eukaryota, Metazoa, Arthropoda, Insecta, Diptera, Culicidae.